AUGGCCUGCCUCGCCCCGCCCUGGCCGUCGCAGCGCCGCGCGGCGGCCGCUGGCGGCACGUCGGAGCGCCACACGGCCCUGGCCCGCAUGCGCCAGCGGCGCUGCGGCCGGGACCCCGAGCCCGAAGAGGCCCCGCGGUCUUCCAGGGCGCCGCCCCGCGCCCGGGACGUGGCGCCGGAGAUGGAGGAGGCCCCCCGGUCGGCCCGGGCGCCGCCCCGCGUCCGAGAUCGCGCUGGGGACUACGGCCCGACGGACCUGGACGCCCCCGCCCCCCGCCUCGGCACGGCCGCCUCGGCGCGCAGCGGCGCCUCGCCAGAUCCCGAGGACCCGAUGCUGCCGCCCAGGCCGACGAUGCCGUCGAUGCCCCAGCCGCCCGGGUCGGCGAGGGGGCAGGCGCGCGGCGAGCCGGCGCCCUCCUCGCGGCCGGGGACGGGCAGCGCCGCGCCGUGGGACCCCGCGUGGGUGCCGGACUCGCCAGCGGGAGCCGCCGCGACGCAGAGCCUCCGCAAGAGCAGCCAAGGCACCGGCGGGCUGCCGAGGCUCCGCGCGGCAGCCGCGAGGAGGCUCAGCUGGGUGCUCCACAGCUUCAGGAAUGAGCAGCCUCCAGCAAACCACUGCAAACUCAAGUGUGGUGUGAGUGUAAUCGUCUGCAGCUGCGAGCUGCGCACUCAACAGAUGGUCCGUGCCUCCUUGCGCGGCGGACUGGCCGUCUCGGUGUCGACGGGCGCCUCCUGCGUGGCCUGGCUCACGAGGUUGACAACUCCCAUCGCGUCGGUAAGCCCGCUCGGCGAGCCCGCUGGUGUUGCUGGAACUGGGCGCUCGACCGCCCCCGCUGCGGCCUCCCUCUCGUUCCUCUUGCGGGUCUGCUCGGCGAUUUGCUCUGGCGUCAAUGGGGCUCCCACAGGUGUUGAACUUGCCGUCGAGCUGCCUUCCGUUACCGAUGUCUCCGGCGCUGGCAUGUGGGGAUCCUCCAUCUCCAUGUGGUGA
Molecule: messenger RNA, 987 nt
Organism: Prorocentrum cordatum
Lineage: Eukaryota; Dinophyceae; Prorocentrales; Prorocentraceae
Source: the annotation of a GenBank genome assembly